GGCUGGGCAGCGGCGGGCGGGGAAGUCAGUUCGUCCGUCAGUCCGUCAGUCCGUCGAUCCGUCCGUCGGUCCGAGCGUGAGCGGGGCCGGGAGGAGGCGCGGGAGGCCGGGAGCGGGCCGAGGCGGGCUGUCUGUGGCCCCGGGCCGAGCCGAGAUUCAGGAGUGUUUCAGUGACUCGUGUGCAUCCAAGACUGUUUGAAUUGAACACCUAGUACCUGUGAUUCCAAACCUCAGCCUUUGGGACUUCUUCCUUGGCUUUUGAAGAAAUGUCUGUCACGUAUGAUGAUUCUGUUGGCGUAGAAGUUUCCAGUGAUAGCUUCUGGGAGAUCGGAAACUACAAGCGAACAGUCAAGAGGAUUGACGAUGGCCACCGACUCUGCAAUGACCUCAUGAAUUGUAUCCACGAGCGGGCGCGCAUUGAGAAGGCUUACGCACAGCAGCUCACCGAGUGGGCUAAGCGAUGGAAGCAGCUCGUGGAAAAGGGUCCACAGUAUGGGACUGUCGAAAAGGCCUGGAACGCCGUGAUGUCGGAAGCAGAGAAGGUGAGCGAGCUGCAUCUCGAAGUGAAGGGCUCCCUGAUGAAUGAGGAUUUUGAGAAGAUCAAAAAUUGGCAGAAGGAGGCGUUUCAUAAGCAGAUGAUGGGAGGAUUCAAGGAGACCCGAGAGGCGGAGGACGGAUUCAGGAAGGCCCAAAAGCCCUGGGCCAAGAAGCUCAAGGAGGUAGAGGCGUCCAAGAAAGCGUACCAUGCUGCCUGUAAGGAGGAGAAGCUGGCCAUGUCCCGGGAAAACAACAGCAAAGCAGAUCCUGCCCUCAACCCAGAGCAGCUCAAGAAACUCCAGGACAAAGUGGAAAAAUGCAAGCAAGACGUGCUGAAGACCAAGGAGAAAUAUGAGAAAUCCCUGAAGGAGCUGGACCAAGGGACCCCCCAGUACAUGGAGAACAUGGAGCAAGUGUUUGAACAGUGUCAGCAGUUUGAAGAAAAACGCCUGCGUUUCUUCCGGGAGGUGUUGCUGGAGGUUCAGAAGCAUCUCGACCUGUCUAACAUUCCCAGCUACAAGAGUAUCUACAGAGAGCUGGAGCAGAGCAUCCAAGCGGCGGACGCGGUGGAGGACCUGCGGUGGUUCCGCGCCAACCACGGCCCCGGGAUGUCCAUGAACUGGCCACAGUUUGAGGACGAAGAAUGGUCUGCGGAUCUGAACCGAACGCUGAGUAGGCGAGAAAAGAAGAAGGCCUCAGAUGGCGUGACCCUGACGGGCAUUAACCAGACGGGCGACCAGGCCCUGUCCAACAAGCACAGCAGUAACCUUAGUGUCCAGAGUGACACAAUACAAUCAGUGCAGUCCCAGUCAAGUUACAACCCCUUUGAAGAUGAAGACGACACAGAAAGUACUGUCAGUGAGAAGGAGGACGUUAAGCGGAAAAACGUCAGCAGCUACGAGAAAACUCAGAGUUACCCGGCCGAAUGGUCUGACGAGGAGGCCAAUAAUCCCUUCUCCUCCACCGAUGCGAACGGGGACUCCAACCCCUUUGAUGAAGACGCCAGCUCUGCGACCGAGGUGCGGGUGAGAGCCCUCUACGACUAUGAAGGCCAGGAACACGAUGAGCUCAGUUUUAAGGCCGGAGACGAGCUGACCAAAAUCGAGGAUGAAGACGAACAAGGCUGGUGCAAAGGACGCUUGGACAACGGGCAGGUCGGCUUGUACCCAGCGAAUUACGUAGAGGCGAUCCAGUGACCCGGGAGGAGCCGCCCCAGACGUGCUGCUUUCACUGUGGGCCCUGGACAGAUGUGCGUGGGCACCAGUGCCGACAGUCGUGCACCUGGUGCAGAGAACGUACCUAUUUCUUUUCAUGUUUGUGCACAGGAUGAUGGUUCUGUAGCUUUGGGCUGCAGGGGUCUGUCUGCCCUUGGAGACAGACGGGUCGGUCACGUCACUGGGGGUCGUGAGCCCCUCUUUCUAAUGCAGAUCUUCAGGUCUGAGUGUGAAAGGCAAUACAACCGAGAAAUACCCAGAGUCCUUUUCUCCCUGGCUAGCUUUCUUAUCAUGAAUCUGAAUAACCUUUCCCACGUCCUUCUCUCCUUUCUUCCUCCAAUGAAAUGGUGGGUUCAGCUGAUUAUAUAUAUUUUUUGUUUUAACUGAUUAUUUUCCUGUGUCAUCCGCUUCUCAAAUUAAAAACUUACAGUUCAUUUUCUUAGUGAUAUUUUUGAGAUUUGUUUUAUUUCAAGGCUCUGUACAGUUAGACUUUUUUUUAUAUACCUGUUUAUUUUCCCAUUGGCUUCUACUUAAAUUAUGACACCGUUCUCUGCACGCUGCUCUCAAGUCGCUUAGGGCUCUGUGUCCACGCGUAUUGUGCCUCUGUAGAGCAGGAGCAAGGUAGGGUAGGUGACGUGGGCUGUAGUAGAUCACGGGAAGAUUGGAAAAUACGUUGCCUCUCUUAUCGUGAAUGCUCUUGAUGCGUUUUUGGCAUUUAGAUGUGAGUUUCUAAAGUAGUCUUUAAGUAGCACUCCAAAUUCAGAAUAUUUCAAAGCUAUUUCCUCUAUAAAAUCGUUUCAGACUCCACUCUUUGCAAGCUGAUCAACAGUUUUAUCAGUGAUUCAUUCGGAAGGUUAACUUUUCCAGGAAAUGCAACUGUAAAAUUAAUUAAGAAGCUUUUAAUUAGCCUGUCAUGUCUCGGUGUAUAUGUGUAUAUAUAAUUUGAUAUUCAGAAAAAUCUAAAAAGCAUGUCUACUGUUUUAAAAUUAGCCGAAAGACUUUUAACUGUGGAUCUGAUUUUUUGAGACUGCUUGACAGCUGUUAAAUUAAGGCAUAUUUAAAUCUGCUUGGUGGAUCCCUAAGAGUUCCGCCCUACUGUAGUAGAUCAUGCUUCCAGAAGGAAGGAUCAUUGGAGUCUGUGAUGGCAGUCUUUUAUUUUGGAAUCAGUUGGGGCUUCAGCUGUAGAUUAAGCAGCAGGCCCUCUGGGGGUUCUCGUAGCAGAACACUGUGUUAAAAAAAAAAAAAAAAAAACAAAAAAAAAAACUUGCUCCGCCUUGUAAACGGUUACAGAGUACACUUGUACGUGACGUACCAAAAUUGUCUGUCUGUGAUCAGCGGAAAACUGGGUUUUCCCUGUAGCCGAGGAGUCUGUCAUUGCCAGGUAAGUUGACGUGUUCCUGUACAGGAAGCCGCACUGGCGUUAUUUGGGGGGGAGGGAUUUGGAGGGGGGGAGAAAGUCUUUAUUUUGUGUAACUAAAAUAUUGUAGUCCUCGCUUAGCUAUGCUCUUUGCUUUAGGAGAUCACAGGUUCUAUAUUCACGGAACAUUUCCCAUGAGUCUCGAUAAUUUGCUAGGAAUGGAUGUAUCUGUCAUGAAAACUUACCAUCAUAAUUAUUCAUCCACAAGCUAAAGAGUUGCCAAAAAAUUGUCAAAAGCUCAGUUUUGAAGUCUCUUUGAAAUGCAUAUUUUAGAAAACAAAUAAACUAUUAAUCUCA
Messenger RNA from Sarcophilus harrisii (Tasmanian devil), 3465 nucleotides. RefSeq names its product protein kinase C and casein kinase substrate in neurons 2 (gene PACSIN2). NCBI's taxonomy places the organism in Eukaryota, Metazoa, Chordata, Mammalia, Dasyuromorphia, Dasyuridae. The coding region runs from base 267 to 1733 and encodes 488 amino acids. The transcript has 13 exons. The record is from RefSeq and is a predicted model, not a curated record. Gene Ontology annotation, cellular component: endosome; plasma membrane; cytoplasm. Gene Ontology annotation, biological process: caveola assembly; actin cytoskeleton organization; plasma membrane tubulation. Gene Ontology annotation, molecular function: phospholipid binding; protein binding.